Molecule: messenger RNA, 2005 nt
Organism: Tremella mesenterica DSM 1558
Lineage: Eukaryota; Fungi; Basidiomycota; Tremellomycetes; Tremellales; Tremellaceae
Exons: 9
Coding region: 66-1910 (614 amino acids)
Biological process (GO): cellular response to unfolded protein; protein refolding; vesicle-mediated transport
Cellular component (GO): nucleus; cytosol; cytoplasm
Molecular function (GO): misfolded protein binding; heat shock protein binding; ATP hydrolysis activity
Source: RefSeq, a predicted model, not a curated record
UUUUCCUUUAUCCUUCUCUUUUCUACUCUCCAAAAGGCCAACAAACACAAGCCACUACUUGCAUCAUGUCGGCUGAGGACGUUUUCGAAGGUGCCAUUGGUAUCGACCUUGGUACUACUUACUCUUGUGUCGGUGUUAUGUCUCAUGAGCGUGUCGAGAUCAUCGCCAAUGACCAAGGUAACAGAACCACACCAUCUUACGUCGCCUUCAGCGAAGGCGAGCGUCUUAUCGGAGAUGCUGCCAAAAAUCAGUCCGCCAUGAACCCCCGUAACACCGUCUUCGAUGCCAAACGUCUCAUUGGUCGGCGGUUCGAUGACCCCGACGUCAAGAAAGACAUGAAGCACUGGCCUUUCACCGUCAUCGACAAGGACGGCUCACCUUAUAUUCAAGUCGAGUACCUCGGCGAGACCAAGCAAUUUUCACCUCAAGAGAUCUCGGCUAUGGUCCUCAUGAAGAUGAAGGAGAUUGCGGAAGCCAAGUUGGGUAAGACCGUCACCAAGGCUGUCAUCACCGUCCCCGCCUACUUCAACGACUCACAGCGUCUGGCAACCAAGGACGCUGGUGCCAUCGCUGGUCUUGAGGUCUUGCGUAUCAUCAAUGAGCCCACUGCUGCUGCCAUCGCCUACGGCCUUGACGAUACUUCCACGGAGGAGCGUACCGUGCUCAUCUUCGACCUUGGAGGUGGUACCUUUGACGUGUCACUCCUUACCAUCCACGGCAAGGUGUUCUCGGUCAAGGCUACGGCUGGUGACACACAUCUCGGUGGCGAAGACUUUGACAACACGUUGCUCGAGCACUUCAAAGCCGAGUUCAAGCGCAAAACCAAGCACGACAUCUCUGAUGACCCCCGUGCCAUGCGUCGUCUCCGAUCAGCUUGCGAGCGUGCCAAGCGUACCCUCUCCUCAGUUUCUCAAACUAUGGUCGAAGUUGAUUCUUUGUACGCCAGCACCGACUUCUCCGCAAGUAUCACCCGUGCUCGUUUCGAAGAAAUCAAUGCCGCUGCUUUCAAAUCCACCCUUGAGCCCGUUGAAAAAGUCCUCAAAGACUCCAAGAUUGCUGCCGGCAAGGUCGACGACAUUGUUCUUGUAGGCGGUUCUACUCGUAUCCCCAAAAUUCAGUCCCUCGUUUCCGAGUUCUUUGGAGGUCGCCAACUGAACAAAUCCAUCAAUCCAGAUGAGGCCGUCGCUCACGGUGCCGCCGUUCAAGCCGCCGUGCUCACCGGUCAGAGCUCGGACAAGACUGCCGACUUGCUCCUCCUCGACGUCGCCCCGCUGUCUCUGGGUGUUGCCAUGCAGGGUGACAUCUUCGGUGUUGUCCUUCCCCGUAACACCGCCAUUCCCGCCAACAAAUCUCGAGUCUUCACCACGGUCGAGGAUAAUCAAACCACCGUCAUGUUCCCAGUCUACGAGGGUGAGCGAACGCAAUGCAAGGACAACCGACUUUUAGGCGAGUUCGAGCUUUCCGGAAUCCCUCCCAUGCCAAGAGGUCAAGCCGAGCUUGUGUGCACUUUUGAAGUUGACGCCAAUGGUCUGCUCAAGGUGUCUGCUCAGGACCGAGCCUCCGGUCGCAAGGCCCAAAUUUCUAUUCAAAACUCUGUCGGUCGAUUGUCAUCCGAAGAGAUCUCUGCCAUGAUCAAGGACGCAGAACAGUUCAAAAACGCCGACAAGGACUUUUCGGCCCGACACGAAGCUAGGAAUGAACUCGAGGCGUAUCUGCACACCUGCGAGCAGUCAAUCUCGGCGCCCGAACUAGCCUCGAAGAUGAAGCGCGGUGCUCGCGGUGCCGUCGAGGCUGAAAUCGCCAAGGCGCUGGAGAAGUUGGAGCAGGAGGAUGCGAGCGCGGAUGAGCUCAAGAAGGCACAGUUGGGCGUCAAGAGGGCCAUGCAAAAGGCCAUGGCAUCUGCCAGAUAGGAGAUAUCUCUUGCGCAUAGUCAUUUCAUUGUACAGGAAGCAUCUGAGAUGAGAUGGGAUUGUUCAUUGUGCAUACAGAUCUUUGGUCAUGGUGC